Messenger RNA from Acaulospora morrowiae, 300 nucleotides. Lineage: Eukaryota; Fungi; Glomeromycota; Glomeromycetes; Diversisporales; Acaulosporaceae. The record is from the annotation of a GenBank genome assembly.
AUGAGUAAUCAUCAUCAUCACACCGAUUCGUGUUCUCAUGGCUCACAAGCAAAUCCAUACGCUCAGAGUUUAGACGAAUUGGACUUUCAGAGAUCAUUACACUACGCGUCGAUGGUUGGGGACGUUGGUCGAGUAAAAACCAUAAUUUCUAAGAAAGGCUUCACAAUUGUAAACGAAAUUGACACAGCCGGUUUCACCCCCUUGCAUUAUGCAUCCCGCAAUGGUCAUUUGGAAAUUUGUCGAAUUUUACUAGAAAGUGGUGCAAAUGUUAAUGCUGUGACUCCUGAGCUACUUUCAACA